Rhopilema esculentum is the source of this 2616-nucleotide messenger RNA. RefSeq names its product aldehyde dehydrogenase, dimeric NADP-preferring. Gene Ontology annotation, cellular component: cytoplasm. Gene Ontology annotation, biological process: aldehyde metabolic process. The record is from RefSeq and is a predicted model, not a curated record. Gene Ontology annotation, molecular function: aldehyde dehydrogenase (NAD+) activity. Lineage: Eukaryota; Metazoa; Cnidaria; Scyphozoa; Rhizostomeae; Rhizostomatidae.
UCUGGAUUACCAAGCUUUUCCCGCGAAAAGCAUAAACAAACGGAAGUGAGGUAUGUAUAUUAAGCUUCUUGGCCCAUCACAGUGUGAUAAUCACACCGGGGGACCUUUGAAACCAUAUGUAACAAAGAUAAUACCGGUGACCUGCUGUAUUUGUACUUUGAACUUGCGAAGACAGAACAAAUUGCACAAGAGAGUUUGAGUGAGACAAGGAAAUUCAGAAAGAAAGUGUGCGAAGAAAGGUUGACAAUUAAGUUGCUACUAAAGUAACGUAUAGGCAAAUUUAUCUUCCUAGUUUGCAGCAAUUUUACUAGAAAGAUGGCAGAAAAUAUCGAUUACUCAGACAUUGUUCAUCAUUUGAGAUUGUCCUUUAAUCAAGGAAAAAUAAGGCCAGUUGAGCAACGAAUUCAACAACUGAAGCAGUUUUUGAAGAUGAUGACUGAAAAUAAAGAAUUAUUUGUCGAAGCUCUUCAUCAAGAUCUACGUAAACCAGCUUUUGAAGCAACAAUGAUGGAGUACACUGUGGUUGUUGCCGAGCUCACCAAGUUUAUCGACAAUCUUCCUUCCUGGGCAGCAUUCCAGAGAACUGAUGCCGAUUUGAUGAAUAAAUUUAACACUUGUGGCAUACAGUAUGAGCCAUAUGGUGUAGCUUUGAUUAUUGGAGCAUGGAAUUAUCCCCUACUUCUUUUGCUCCAACCUUUGAUCGGUUGCAUUGGUGCAGGCAACUGCGCAGUCUUAAAACCGUCUGAACUGUCCCCUGUCACUGCAUCUCUUAUUGAAAGUCUUGUUCCGCGGUACCUUGAUGAAGACUGUUUCAGAGUUAUCGCUGGUGGAAAGGAUGAGACAUCAGCACUCCUUAGGGAAAGAUUCGAUUAUAUGUUUUACACUGGUGGUCAUGUCGUCGGGCAGAUAGUCAUGCAAGCUGCAGCCAAGUAUCUCACUCCAGUGACAUUGGAGCUUGGCGGAAAGAGUCCAUGCUAUGUAGAUGGCGAUUGCAACUUUGACAUCACUGCCCGUAGAAUUGUUUGGGGGAAGUAUGUGAACUGUGGUCAAACAUGUCUUGCCCCAGAUUACAUUCUUUGCACCAAAGAAACUGAAGAAAAACUCACCCUAUCUCUUAAAAAAGCUCUUAAAGAAUUUUAUGGAGAAAAUCCAAAGGAAUCCAAAGAUCUGGCCAGGAUUAUUAAUGAAAGACAUUUUCAGAGAAUAAGAAAUUUGAUAAAUCAAGAGAAAGUUGUAAUUGGUGGUGAUGUUGAUGAAGAUGAGAAAUACAUUUCCCCAACUGUCAUGACAGAUGUCACCUCUGAAGAUGCAGUGAUGAAGGAGGAAAUAUUUGGCCCUUUACUCCCAAUAGUCAAAGUUAUUUCUGCCACUGAAGCAGUGAAGUUUAUCAACAAAAGGGAAAAACCAUUGGCUCUCUAUGUCUUCUCUAAAACACAAAGCAUCAUUGAUAAAUUCAUCAAUGAAACUUCCUCUGGAGCAGUCUGUGUGAAUGAUUCAAUUGUUCAGGCAGCAGUACCUUCUUUGCCAUUUGGUGGUAUUGGUCAAAGUGGUAUGGGAGCAUAUCAUGGCAAGUUUUCUUUUGAGUCUUUCUCACACAGGAAAGCAUGCCUUAUCAAGAAGCAGAAUUUGGAAGCUUUAAAUGCAAUAAGGUAUCCUCCAUACACUGACUCAAACAUGAAAACAGCAUGCUGGUUCCUGAUGCCAUCAAGGAAUUCCAAAGGGAGAUGCGUCAUUCAGUAGAGGCAGACAGGAUAUCCAAGAUGAUUAUGCUGCAUUUGUGUGAGUUUCAGAGUCAUGGUACCUGAUUCUACAGGAUAUUCAAAUCCUACAGAUUUGUUGUGAUUUUCGUGCAGGCCUAUAAGUAUUGCUAUAUUAAAGAAGUCGCAUGUUCAACAUACUAAAGAUUAAGAUAUUGUUAUUUAUUUAAUCAAUUUUAGAGGUAAAGAUUUUUGGUUGACUUUUGAUUCACAGGGAAUAGUUGAAAAGAUUCUCUUCCCAAGAAAUUUUGUUCACAAGAAAAUAUAGCAAUAGCGUCUGUCGCGUGAAGAAAAUUUGAAAGAGUUGAUUUUUUAAAAAUGGAAACCAGUAAUUUUUACGUAGAUUAUACGAAUGUUUUUUUGCUUUGCUUAUCUUAAAAAUACUGUUAAGAACAUAUCCUUUAAACCGCUGAGGUAACCUUAGAGUUAAUUUGUAAGUUGCAUUAACACGAGGUUGGAUUUGUAAAAAAGUUGUGUUCUUGUGCAAAAAAGAGGAGCUUCUGAAAUGUUCCGUUAUGUUAUUUUUCUCCAGUUGUUAUUAAUUUGUUCUUAACUUUUGACCAAUGUCGAGGCUCGUGUUCUUAUUAAAUUGUUCUUGUAAAAAAAGAGUGUACAGUCAGACAAAAGAUUGAAAGAAUCAAAAUAAAAUUUAUAAACCUUUUUUUUUAAUAUGAAUGUGUUUGCAGAGCUGCUUUGCAUUGUAAAAUUUAAGCAUUAACUGUUUAUAAUUUAUAAAUUCAAGUUUUGUUUUUAAUUGACAAAGCAUGAAACUCAACAUAUGUCUCAAAAACUAUCCAUAAUUGAAAACUACAAAUUUUUAAAAUGUUUCGAAAAAAGCCGAGCUGCAAGGAGAAGGAAU